AUGACAAGCCUCCUUAUUACCGGUUCCACCGGAUACAUUGGCGGCUCUAUUCUUUCAACUUUAUUGGCUUCAAAAAAUCCAUUUAUCAAAGACUUGAAAAUUUCUGUCCUUGUUCGGAAUCCAGAACAAAUUAGCUUGCUAGAGCAAAAAGGGUUGAACGUGAUCUUGUUUUCAGGGCUAGAUGACACAGACGCAAUAAAGAAGGCAGCGAGCGAACAUGAUAUUGUCGUCAACUCAGCCAGUGCUUUUCAUCAUCAAUCAGCCGAAGCCAUCAUCGAUGGUUUGGCCGAAAGGCAAAAAGUAACAGGAAGCCCAGUACAUCUCAUCCACACAUCGGGAACAUCGAGUCUCGGUGACCGUCCCAUCACUAAAACUUAUACCGAAACACGAGUCUUUUCCGAUGAAGAAGAUGUUUUUGCGUACGAGAUUUACCGAGAAAACCUGGAAAAAUAUGCACAACGCACGACCGACAUUGUCGUUGUCCAAAAUGGCGAAGCUGCAAAGAUUAAGACGUAUAUAAUCAUGUCGCCUACCAUUUACGGUAUCGGUAGUGGGUUCUUCAACCGCACUUCUAUCCAAAUUGAUGCCAUCAUGCGUGCUGCGAAGCGCCAGGGGUUCACAACUGUCAUCGGUGAAGGCAGGGGGCAGUGGGACCACGUUCACAUCGAAGACUUGACUGAGCUAUACGAGCUUGUCAUUUCCCGAAUUUUGAAAGGAGACGAGCUGCCUUCCAAUAGACAAGGGAUAUAUUUUAGCGAAACAGGUAAUCACACGUGGCACGAGGUGUCGGAGAGGAUUGCGAAGACAGGUAAAGAGACCGGUUUUCUGUCUUCAGAUGAAGUAAGGGAAGAAACUUUAGAAAAUGGUGCAAAGGCAGUUAAAAAUCCGCCCGAGGUUGCUGAACUUGGAUUUGCCUCUCACUCACAAACGAGGGCCAACUUGUCGCGAAAGAUUGGAUGGGUUCCCAAGAAAACUAGGAAAGACUUUGAGGACAGCUUCCUGGAGGAGUGGAAGAUAAUCGGGGACGAGAAUUAG
Talaromyces rugulosus is the source of this 1035-nucleotide messenger RNA. RefSeq lists its product as uncharacterized. Bases 1 to 1035 code for a protein of 344 amino acids. The transcript has 3 exons. The record is from RefSeq and is a predicted model, not a curated record. Lineage: Eukaryota; Fungi; Ascomycota; Eurotiomycetes; Eurotiales; Trichocomaceae.